This is a messenger RNA of Pistacia vera, 1828 nucleotides long. Its product is annotated as F-box/LRR-repeat protein 14. Gene Ontology annotation, molecular function: protein binding. Gene Ontology annotation, cellular component: SCF ubiquitin ligase complex. Gene Ontology annotation, biological process: SCF-dependent proteasomal ubiquitin-dependent protein catabolic process. NCBI's taxonomy places the organism in Eukaryota, Viridiplantae, Streptophyta, Magnoliopsida, Sapindales, Anacardiaceae. The record is from RefSeq and is a predicted model, not a curated record. Bases 214 to 1617 code for a protein of 467 amino acids. The transcript has 2 exons.
AUCAAUCCUCUUCAUCACUGAGAUAUUUGAAGUUUCUAAAAACAACGCAUCCCAGUUUCAAUCGACAAGUCAUUUAUUAUGCAACACAAUCUUCAAAUUAAGUAAUUUGUGUCACCUUAGCAUUGAUCUUAUUCCUUCCAGAUAUUAUUGGUUUAUGUUGCGAAUUGCAGGAGGUCAGUGAUGCUCCACUAGUAGGGUGAGAAGAAAGUUGCUAUGGAGGAAUUACCGGACCAUAUAGUUUGGGAGAUUUUGGAUAGGAUUGAGAAAAUUGUGGACAGGAACUCUGCUUCAUUGGCAUGUAAACGCUUCUAUGAGCUGGAUAAUGAACAGAGACAUUUUCUUCGUGUUGGCUGUGGACUAGACCCUGCAAAUGAAGCACUGACUUCCCUUUGUAACAGAUUUCCAAACUUAACAAAAGUGGAAAUUACUUACUCUGGUUGGAUGUCAAGACUAGGUAAACAGCUAGAUGAUCAAGGGCUUUUCGUUCUUUCUAACAACUGUAUUUGCCUAACUGAUCUCACGUUAAACUACUGCACUUACAUCACCGAUGUGGGUCUCCGGUACUUGGCUGCUUGCUUCAACCUAUCAGCUUUGAAGUUGAAUUUCACUCCAAGAAUCACUGGAUGUGGUAUAUUAUCUCUUGUUGUUGGUUGCAAGAAUCUUACAAUUCUCCAUCUCAUACGUUGUCUAAAUGUUAGUAGUGUUGAAUGGCUGGAGUAUCUUGGCAAGCUUGGAACACUAGAAGAUCUUAUGAUUAAGAAUUGUAGAGCAAUUGGGGAGGGUGAUUUAAUAAGGUUAGGUCCUAGCUGGUGGAAGCUUAAGCGCUUGCAAUUUGAAGUGGAUGCUAAUUACAGAUAUAUGAAGGUUCAUGAUCGAUUAGCAGUAGAUCAAUGGCAAAAGCAGUUGGUUCCAUGUGAGAACAUGGUGGAGCUUAGCUUAAGUAAUUGUAUUAUCAGCCCAGGGAGAGGGCUUGCUUGUGUGUUGGGGAAGUGCAAGAACUUGGAGAAGAUUCAUUUUGACAUGUGUUUUGGUCUAAGGGACACUGACAUGAUAAACCUGGCCAAAAGUUCAAGUAAACUUCGGUCUAUUUCCCUUCGAGUGCCUUCAGAUUUCUCCUUACCACUUUUGAUGAACAACCCAUUAAGCUUGACUGAUGAUAGUCUACGAGCCUUGGCUCACAACUGUAAGAUGCUUGAAUCCGUCAGGUUAUCAUUCUCCGAUGGCGAGUUUCCUUCUUUUUCAUUGUUCACUCUAGAUGGAAUCCUUACUUUGAUUCGCAAAUGCCCUGUUAAACGACUUACUCUCGACCAUGUUUGUUCCUUCAAUGAUGCUGGGAUGGAAGCUCUUUGCUCAGCCAAGUAUCUUGAAAUCUUGGAACUUGUUGGAUGUCAAGAAAUUAGCGAUGAAGGGCUGCAGCUUGUGAGCCAGUUCCCUCAGUUGUGUAUUUUGCAGUUGAAAAAAUGUUUGGGGGUAACAAAUGAUGGAUUAAAGCCGCUUGUGGGUUCAUACAAAUUGGACUGGUUGACUGUGGAAGAUUGUCCUCGAAUUUCCGAAAGGGGUGUUCAAGGAGCUGCGAGGUCUGUAACUUUUCGGCAAGACCUGUCGUGGAUGUAUUGAAUAAGCUCUGAGGGUUUAGUUACCCAUUUGUGCAGUGUAAGUUGUUUCUUUUUCCAUUUGUUAUUGUUGUGAUUAAUCCCUAAUGUAUUGUAAUAUGUUGCUAGUAUUAUUCUUGUGUAAGAUAAUUGAAAUUAUGGCACUGUACUUGUGAUACAUUUACUAUUGUAAUCAAAACUAAUGAUUUGUUGGAAUAGACUAUCUUAUUUACUUA